AUGAUGUCCAUUGAUGAGUUGAUAUUAAUAUUGGAAGACAAGCAUGUAUAUAGCUAUAAAGAAUUAUGGUUAAAUAAUGAAGAAUCAAGAUAUGAAGAAAUACUAGAGAUAUUUUCAUUUGGUAGAUUAAAGGAUUUAAAUGAAUAUAUUGAUAAAUAUGGCGAUGGAAUGGAUAAGAUCGUGAUCAGUGAAUUGAUGAUGAUCAAAAUGAUUAAAUUGAGCAUUCUUAGUUAUAUAAAUAGUAGUAAUGCAAGAUAUAAAAUAUCGAUAAUUGAUAUUUGUCACGAGUUAAAUAUAAAAUUUAAGGAAAUGAAUAGCAGUGCAUUUAUAGAGCGUCUUUUAAUUGAAAUGAACGAUAUUAUCAAGAUACGAAUUGAUUCAAUUGAAAAUAGUAUAGACAUCUUGCAAGUAACUGAUACUCGUGAUGUUUAUAGUUUUGAGAAGCCGUUGAAUAUCAUUAAAAUUGAAGAUAUUGAAACAACUCAAAGCUUAUAUAGCGAACUGGAGAGAUGGAAGAAUAAGCUAAUCAAUGAUAUACAUUGA
Molecule: messenger RNA, 543 nt
Organism: Vanderwaltozyma polyspora DSM 70294
Lineage: Eukaryota; Fungi; Ascomycota; Saccharomycetes; Saccharomycetales; Saccharomycetaceae
Gene: CSN9
Product: Csn9p
Exons: 1
Coding region: 1-543 (180 amino acids)
Source: RefSeq, a predicted model, not a curated record